UCUCGUUAGUAACUCAAAAAUAAACAAACCUGUUUGAAACAGCUGCUUCUCGUUUACAUUAUUUUGCCGAUCUAUUUUUUUACGCUAUUGAACUGCAGACAUUAUUCGUCACCUCGAGCGAAAUAAAAGUGAAAUGAGCAUUACAAACAUCAGCAAUGCUCAUUGUCCCCGUUGUGGAGUCUUGGUGACAGAAACUGCAAAUCGGUUGGUCACUGAUAGCUGUGGUCACCGAAAAUGUCGCCGCUGUUUACUUACUGACGAUGAGUGUAUGGAAUGCCUACAACAAAUGCAAUGUGAUAUUAAAAAUAAAACAAUCCAAAUUAUCGACAGCAAUACAGUGGCUGAAUGUAAAGUAGCUCCUGAAGUGAAUAUUGGUGUUGUAGCUAAAAAUUUCACGAAGAAAGGUAGAAAGGUGGCGUCCAUGCCGACACAUAUUUGCCGGGUAGCAAAUGAUUCGGACGCUGGUAUGCACUACUAUUGUACACGAUGCUGCCGAAAAUUUACCAGUCGGUCACAACAAUAUUACCACCUAACUUGCGGUAGUGAUGCCUCCAAAAAGUAUAAGUGCCAGCAUUGCGAUAAGGCUUUUGCUACAAGUUCACAUUUCAAUUAUCAUAUGGAAACACACGCAGAACGCACAUACUGUUGUAAACAGUGUAAUAAAUCUUUCACAAAUCGAAUGGUCUUACGGAAGCACGAAAGACUUCACUAUAUGACACCAAUGCAGUGCUCUGAAUGUGGCAAAGAAUUUCGUAGCAAGGACUCGUUGUCUGCACACAUCAGGAAAAUGCAUGAUGAUAAAGAUUUGCCUUACAAGUGUGAACAGUGCCAGAAAAGCUAUGCUUUGAAAUCUACUUUAAAACAACAUAUGCAAAAGCAUUUUGAUAAAAAAUAUUGGUGCAAAUACUGUGAUAAACAAUUUCAACGAAACUAUACUCUUAAAAUUCAUCUUAAAAAACACACAAAGACUGAUUGUUUUAUAUGUGGCAUAUGCCUCAACAAAUUCAGUGACUCAGCAGUUUUGCUGCGGCAUGUAAAACUUCAUCAAGAUACUAUUAAAUACCGCUGUAUAGAAUGUGAUGUUACCAUAAUGCGCAAGGAUAAUAUGUUGCGACAUAUUCGCACCUUACAUCCAGAUCGGAACUUCGAAAAUUGUGUUGAAAUUACAAAACCCAUUCUUUCCGAUGCGCAUAAAGAAAUUGAAGUGGAAGAUCCUUUAGUAGAUAAGCCACCAGUAACCGAACCAAAGACUGUAGAGAAUAGCGCCGUUAUCAAGUGCAUAGGAAAUGUUGCACCAAUGAAAGUGCCAACAUGCCAAGUCUCCAUUAUACCCACUUCCGAAUUAGAUACGAACUCUGCUCAAACUGACGUAAACACCAAUACAAUUUCGAAUAUCUCAACGUUUACCCCAUUGCGAAAUGUGCCAUUGAAUAUACACAGUACCGCAAGCGGAGGCCCUAAAGUUGUUCAAAAGAGAGUGAAAAAGAAGUACGACCCAAUCAAAAUGUAUCGCAAGAUUUUGAAUUCAGACUGUAAAGACGAAAGUGUUAACGAAAGUGAAAGUGAGAAAGAAGAAAUGUACAACAUACAGCCGCAAUGCGCAACUAACUCGGUUUCCGGUGUGGAUAUGACACCAGUAUUAGAAAAGCGAGUAACGCUCAGCACGUCGAAUUUCAGUGAAAUGCACUGGCGCAAAAACUUCAAAUAUACCUAUGAAUAUCAGGACUUUUAAAUGUUUGCUGGACAUACGGAUAUUUAUUAUUAUUUGUAGUUAGCGCAUAAAUACUUAGUUAUGUGCUUCGCCCAGUUGCUCCUGAAAUUCGCGGUGUCGUCUUUAUGUUUUUCAACAAGCAGAGGGUCCAAGAUUCUGGCCAAUGGUUUUACGAUUCAUCCAAAAGGGUAUCAUUUCCUGCCGAGGGGCGAACAAUAUUACAAACAAUAUUUACAUUUUGCUGAAGAAGUGUAUUAACGCUAUAACCAUAAUUUUGUUGCACUCUAUUCAUAAUCUUAUUUUUUUUCCGAGAAAAAAAUUAAUUUUAUGGGU
This is a messenger RNA of Anastrepha ludens (Mexican fruit fly), 2044 nucleotides long. Its product is annotated as zinc finger protein OZF. The transcript has 4 exons. NCBI's taxonomy places the organism in Eukaryota, Metazoa, Arthropoda, Insecta, Diptera, Tephritidae. The record is from RefSeq and is a predicted model, not a curated record. Bases 134 to 1732 code for a protein of 532 amino acids. Gene Ontology annotation, molecular function: RNA polymerase II cis-regulatory region sequence-specific DNA binding; DNA-binding transcription activator activity, RNA polymerase II-specific. Gene Ontology annotation, cellular component: nucleus. Gene Ontology annotation, biological process: regulation of transcription by RNA polymerase II.